UUCUUUCGAACUAUCGGUGAAUGUUUUAGUGCGAGUCCUCCGUGUCUUUGAGUUUCUAUCGGCGCCGGCGUUCGGAUCCGUCGUUGCUUUAGAAGCGAGCAACGCGAACAAAAGUAACAGCUUCACCAUGUUUGUCCACAAGUAUCGUUCUCCUGUACCUUGCAUUCCUAAAAUAUCUAUAAACCGUUGGACCGAUUUUAUUUCCGAUUUUUACGUACAUUACAAACUUUUAUUGAAUUUACUGAAUAGAAAACAUACUCUGCACAGUAUUGUUUAUAAUUAUUCAAAGGAUAAAAUGUAUUUUCUAAGAAAUUGGAAAAACGAAUUCUCUACCAUUUCUGCAUAAAUGUAUUUUAAACGAUUAGAAAGGCAAUCUGCAGCGGGGCGAAUACACGUAAACUACAAGUAACGACGAUAGAAAGCUGUCUGUGAAAAAGAGUGUUCAUCUUGUAACAGCCUGCUGGUAGUAACGUACAUUUAAAACAAACUAUAAAUCGUCUGCACUUUAUCGAUAUUUUUCCAAUACUUACGUGUACGCUGUUGAUGAAUCGACUAAUUGUAGGCGAGUGCAAAAAUACGUAUGGCGAAUCCUUGAUCCUGUUGACAGUUUUUGUACAGAAGCAGAGGUAGUGGGUACCUAGACGUCGCGUCGACAAAUAGGAAAUUUUCACCGGUGGAAUUAACGAACCUAAAAGAGAUUUCUGGUCAAAUUACUGCCGCGAAACUAACCAUUCGCUGUAGCUAUUAUGCCAGUCACCGUUACGGUUAAAAACUCUGUAGAUUUGCGCUUACAAUUCCAUGUUUCGUAAUUGCGUUUAUUUGUACCCGCGCGUUUCGUUAUUUUCACGGUGAGAAGAACCUCACCUAGCUCGCCUUUCAACAGACUCGUAUGCAAUUUUACAUACCAGUUACAUAUUUAUUACAUUUUCAUUAUUUCAAAGAAACUGCUAGAUUCAGGUGACUAUACGUAAAGUAGAACGUCUUUUAAAAGUGACUUUUAAACGGGAGACGCUGGGAGCAUUUAAUAAUUUUUCUAUGCACUCGUAUGCGGAAUUUAUGCGUGCAGUCGUCACACGGUGUACGGGAGCUGACUUUCGUAAAUUUUCCAAGGCAAACUGCGGAACGAAUUACUCGUGUAAAAAUCAACCAGACGCAAAUUAAAACGAACGCAUUGGUUUUGGUACAUAUUUUGGUUUCGCGAGGUCUCGCAGGUCUCGCAUCCAAUAUUUAAUCUUUAAUCUUUUCAUUGAUGCUCGAAUUACACAGAUUCGUAAAUCACGGCAAUUAUUCCCGGCGGCGACCGUCCGUUCUGUUCCUUCAGGAGAGACGAAAGAGUCACGCACCGUGAUAACAACGUCCCCAUGAGAAUCCAACAACGAAAGCGAAACCACCGGGUCCAAUUAUGUCCACGGUUCGUCGUGUCGUGACGACGACCGACCAACAGAGUAGGUGUAUCGCUAUAUAUUCGAGAAAUCACCUUCGUGUCGUUCAGUUUCUUCGAAACCGAUUCAUACGACAGUCUAUCAAAGAAACAUUCGUUUGCUCUUAUUUGCUUUUGCCCCGAACAAGAUGUCGCUAAAUUUUCGAAACUUUAUUUUUCUGCUUCUGACUGGGACAACGGUUGUCAGAAGUAGUCCGAAACUCGCCGAUGGAGGAUUCAUUCCGAGUUCUAUGAUUUACUUGGAGAAGAGCCGAAAAUCCCCCGCAGACCAGCCAACUAUGCCAUCCCAUGUCGAUCUACGAAGCGAAACGACGAUGAAACGCGACGACACGAAUGCCAAUGAUAUCACGAACCGCAUUCAAGAACCUCGAUUUGGUUUCACCAACAUCGGCAGUACAGGGACCGGUUACGGAGCGUCAACUUAUGCGCCAGCAAAGAUAGACCUGGGUGGACUGUUACUGGGCGCAAUCAUUGGAGUAGGUUCAAUCCUAAUCAUACCCAAAUUGUUGUAUGUCCUCUCCGGCACCUAUGGUCACUAUGCAAGAAGCGAGGAAAACGGUGUUUCCGAAAUUGUAACCAAACUGGACGACGUUCUGGCUCGUCACGGCAUCGACUCGACCUCCUGUAUGCAACGUGCUGUGUGCAGCUACUCGCAACGAGCAGCAGCGUCGUCCAGCAAACAGGCGAACCAGCUCGACGACGAUCAACAAGAAGAACAAGUCUCGUCGUUGGAUCGAAUGAUCGAUGCGAUAACAACGAAUCGGAUAUUUCGUACGGCCAUGGAAGGAACAGCGAUUCAGGAAGCGGUGGAAGCCGGAAGAACCGGUCGAAAUUGUUCAAAGUCUUAUCCUCACUGUGGCUUUUCCAUGGAGACGAUCUUGUCCCUUGUCUCGAACGCGAUGACCGCUGUUGCCGCGGUAAACGCAGUACCAUCGACGACAGCCACUCUAUCCUGAACG
Messenger RNA from Colletes gigas, 2400 nucleotides. RefSeq lists its product as uncharacterized. Bases 1570 to 2397 code for a protein of 275 amino acids. The transcript has 5 exons. The record is from RefSeq and is a predicted model, not a curated record. Lineage: Eukaryota; Metazoa; Arthropoda; Insecta; Hymenoptera; Colletidae.